Pogonomyrmex barbatus (red harvester ant) is the source of this 3786-nucleotide messenger RNA. RefSeq names its product ubiquitin specific peptidase 36 (gene scny). Gene Ontology annotation, molecular function: cysteine-type deubiquitinase activity. The record is from RefSeq and is a predicted model, not a curated record. Gene Ontology annotation, biological process: regulation of apoptotic process; protein deubiquitination. Gene Ontology annotation, cellular component: nucleus; cytosol. NCBI's taxonomy places the organism in Eukaryota, Metazoa, Arthropoda, Insecta, Hymenoptera, Formicidae.
AUCUCGUGCAAAAAGUAAACACCAAUCACGUACGACGCUGUGCUCCGCGGCCGCGAGUCUCUCAGUGAUCACUUUCCGAACGCAGUCACUCUUGAUAGGUUAAGUGACGGCACGUAGGCUCGUGAGCACUUGUUAAGAACUCGCGGCAGUAUUGAAACAUCCGUGUAACGUGUCGCGGAGUAAAGGUCGCUCGUCGGGCGCGCAUCGGUCGGCCUUCCAUUGGCAAAUUCGCGAAGAGCGGCAAUCUCGUUGUUCGGUGGGCUCGGCAAACACCCCCUCGCCCCUCGCCGCGUUAGCCGGCCGGAACCAUCUUGCGCGACAUCCGAUUUUCCCGCGUGCUGGCGAAGCGCUCCCGCGGAGGAGAACCGUCCGUCCCGCGGAGAUAGCAGCGAAUGCAAAUGGCUGUCACGGCCGUGCGUGAGUGCCCGCCAGCCGUUCCCGCGUGUCCCACGCGCGAGUGUGCCGAGAAAUCGACGCGCGCGAUCGAUAUGUGAUGACCGGCGUCGGUCGUGUCGGACAUCAAGCUGGUGGUGCUUGCGCGUGGCAACGUGAACAAACGCGUCGCGUUCAGCGUUAACGUAUUUUUAUAACGUGCGCGUGCACGCGGGAAGUCCGCUCGUGACGGGUGUGCAAGCGGGAGAGAGCGAGAAGGAGAUACACACGCGCGCGUGCACGUGUGUGUGCGACCCUCCGCGGCGGCAGCUGCGGCGACGGCGGCAGCGGCAGCGGCGAACGACUCCCGUCCGGUAGCUGCGUCGUGAACUCGGGGCGAUAUCGCGCGCGCCAAGAUCCGAGAGGGCUCCACGCCAGAUGGUCAUCGCGCUCGUCUCGCCAGCGAACCGCCCGUGGAGCGUUAUACGAGCAGGUGCAUCUGCUUAACAAGAAGAGGAAAUUUUGAUCGGUGAUAAAGAUGCCAGCAGUUAGCGUCUGUGAUCCUAUCGCAGCCAGGCUUCACUGUGCUUUGAACAGCAGUCCAUCUAAAACCACGGACGAUCUAUCGAUUGAGCUAGUGAGCAAUGCCUCGCGAAUCAUGCAAACGGAAAUCCGUUACGAAGAAUUGAAGGAUUUCCAGACGACGAAUCAGGUGCAGGCUAAUUGCAACAUUUUUCUUAAUAUAUCUUCUUCAGAGAAUUUAGAGGAGGGUAAGGUGAAGGAUGGUGGGAAUUAUAAAAAGAAGAACGAUACGAAUAAAGGGCUGGUUCUGCCAGAACCAGCAAUCACCUUGUAUUCCCCCAAGAAGGUUCAUCUCGGGUGGAAAGGUACAUUUCCAGUUGGAGCUGGCAUGUACAACGUCGGAAAUACUUGUUACCUGAACAGUACGCUUCAGGCGUUGUUUCAUGUUCCGGCUCUUGUCAAUUGGAUGCUGUCCGAUCCACAUCACAAUUCCAAAUGUGAACAAAAUAAUGGCGGUGGAGAAUGCCUUACGUGUGCGGUGGCCAAGACUUUACAGUUUAGUCAUCAGAAAUCCGGUGGUGCGAUCAAGCCAUUUUACAUAUAUAAUAAAUUAAAGCUCAUUUGCCGAACUAUGGUGCCUGGACAACAAGAAGAUGCUCACGAAUUUUUACGCUAUUUAUUGGAGGGAAUGGAACGCGCGUACUUGACUAGGCAUAAAGCGACUAAGUUGGAUAGCUACUCUAAGGAAACGACACCUAUUAAUCAAAUAUUUGGUGGCUAUAUACGUACUGAAGUAAAGUGCCUGCAAUGUCAACAUGUAUCUACCACGUUUCAACACUUUCAGGACUUGCUUUUGGAUAUACGCAAGGCGAAUACUCUGGAUGAGGCGUUAAAUAGUUACUUCAGUAGGGAACAGUUGGAUAAUAAUGAUUACAAAUGCGAAGCCUGCAAGAGGAGAGUUCCUGCCACCAAACAGUUCACCCUGGAACGUCCGCCAAAAGUGUUGUGUAUACAGUUGAAACGGUUUAGCUUUUUAGGAGGAAAAAUAUCUAGACACAUCGGUUUUAAACAGACUGUAGAUAUGGGUCAGUACUUGUGGAGAGAACCGGGCGAAUCUCCCAAGCAGCUCACUUAUAAACUCAUGUCGAUGGUGACGCACAUGGGUCCCUCUGUGAAUUGCGGCCACUAUACGGCGGUUGCGCAAGUGUCGAGCGGUCAAUAUUAUUCCUUCGAUGAUUCUUGCGUGCGUCCGAUAAGCCUUAAUAAUGUGUUAAGUACAAACGCGUACAUCAUGAUAUUUGAAAUGGAAAACUAUAGCCAGAAUCAACAGAUCACGAAAGUGAACGGCACGACAUCCGCGAAGAUUGUAUCGACUUCGCUAUCCAAUUCUACAAAUAAGUCCAUCGUCGCAUCCAAAGCCUCGACGUCCGCUGGAUGUUCUGUGAACGGAUCGUCCAGUGGAUUGUCAAAUGACUUUAAUUCGAGUAAACCGACGUUAAUUGGCCCACAGUUACCGCCGCAAAGAAGUAUAGAAUUAAAUCUUCCUGUACAAAAAUCCAAUGACAUUGUUAGCACGCACUCGUCACAGAAAAUGCAAGAUAAGUCACAGCCGAGAUUAGUCGUGCAUAUUAAAAAUGGGAAGGUCUUGAAUGGAAAUAGUCUAGUACCCUAUGAUGGAUCCAGUGAAGAAGAGGAUAACUGUACCUCUGGGACAGUGACCUCGAAAAAUCAAAUGUCGAAUACCACGCCGCGAAUCAACAUCACCAACGGUGUAUCGAAAAGUCUUGUUGCGAAGGACGUUAUAAAAACGACUUUCAAUUCCAAGGAGACGCAGAAAGCUAAUUCUAAGAGCAACUCUAACGGUGUAUCGACAAUGACGAUGCAAGUUGUAGACUGUACAAAAACGCAAAAUGGCUCCAAUAGUAAUGGCCGGAUAAGUGUAUUGAAGCAUCAGAACGGAAAGACGGAAAUGAAUGGACAAUCGGAGCAACGCGAUAAAGAUACAUGGCGUCAGACUGUCCGAAUUAAGAAUGGACAAGACGAGACUGUACCUACGAAGGCUGCAACUAACAAUGCCAAAGGUUGGCAAGCUAGGGAUGCAGCUUCUCCCAAUGUCAGCGGGUCAUGCAACGGAUGGUCAAAUAAUGACAAUAGGGAGGACUCUAAGCCAAGUCAAAGUAGCAUGACACCGAGUGCCGCAGCUGUGCGAGAUUUUAAUGGUACCAACCGCUCGGAUUGCACUGUUUCAUAUUUAUUGAAAAUGUCGCAUCGCGGAUACGGCAGUUCCUCAGUAACGAAUUGGAAUGGCAAUAGAACGCAGCUUGACCGCGACGUUGAUAACGAUAGACGAGAUGAACGUAAACGUCAUUUUAACGCGGAUGACGAGGAGAUGGACAAAGGUCGGUCGAAGAAGAUGAAGGAUCACAAUCGUCGUUCAUAUGAGGAGAGAUCUACUAAUUCAUUCCAAGAAUACCAAAAUAAGACAAACUGGAAUCGAUCAGUUAAUGGUUAUCAUCGGAGACAUUAUUAUAAUACUUCCUAUGCGCGACCGCGGCAUGGGAACAAUUAUAGACCGCCACAUUAUAGAUAUCACUCAUAUAGAUAUCUAUAGAUAUUGCUAACGCGCUCACUUUCACUGGCAUUGGCAGCGUGAGCGAUGGGCAAAGAUGAACAGAUUUUAGGAACUAUAUCGACAAUUCAGAGAGCAGACUCGUUUUACUAGGCUAUAUAAUUAUACGUUAAUUGAUUCUCAUUUGUAGAAUAAUUUAUCAUUUCUCACAAUAUGAAAGUGAAUUUGGAAAUAAACUGUCGGAUUUCGACAGUUGAUAUGUUCAUUCAAGUCUCAUGAUUAUUCAUUCAUUGUUCAAAAAACAUUUAUAAAGCAUGUUCCUG